Messenger RNA from Aspergillus fijiensis CBS 313.89, 1022 nucleotides. Its product is annotated as adenine phosphoribosyltransferase APT1. The record is from RefSeq and is a predicted model, not a curated record. Gene Ontology annotation, molecular function: adenine binding; AMP binding; adenine phosphoribosyltransferase activity. Gene Ontology annotation, biological process: AMP salvage; adenine salvage. Lineage: Eukaryota; Fungi; Ascomycota; Eurotiomycetes; Eurotiales; Aspergillaceae. The transcript has 2 exons. The coding region runs from base 82 to 729 and encodes 215 amino acids. Gene Ontology annotation, cellular component: cytoplasm.
CUUAUCUUUCUAGUCUCAUUCUUCUUCGUCUUCCUUCUCCCCCUCCCUUUUCUCUCCUCUUCUUCCUCCUUCUCCUUCACCAUGUCUCAAUCAAUUUCCACCCAGGAUCCUCAUGCCACCACCGCCGCCCAAGUCGCCGGACAGUCCGCCCCCAAUGCCACCCGCGCCACCGAACUCGCCGAUCUUAAAGUAAGCUUGCGCGGUGCUCUGCGUCAGUUCCCUAACUUCCCGCUGCCCGGAAUUCUCUUCGAAGACAUCCUCCCGAUCUUUGCCAACCCCACCACCCACGAGGCUCUCGUGCGCUGCCUCGAGCUCCACGUUCUCGAGAGCACCGGCAACCAGAAGCCCGAUGUCAUCGUUGGCUUGGAAGCCCGUGGCUUCUUGUUCGGCCCCAGCCUGGCUCUGAGAAUGGGCGCUGGCUUCGUCCCCGUCCGCAAGCAGGGCAAGCUUCCCGGUCCCUGCGAGACCCAGGGCUACCAGAAGGAGUACGGCGAGGAUUUCUUCCAGAUGCAGUCUGACGCCAUCAAGCCUGGCCAGAAGGUCGUCGUGGUGGAUGACAUUAUUGCUACCGGUGGUUCGGCAUAUGCCGCUGGAGAACUGAUCAAGAAGAUGGGCGGUGAUCUCAUGGCUUUCGUUUUUAUCCUCGAACUCGAGUUCCUCAAGGGCCGGGAGAAGCUCUCCGCCCCCGUCCACACCCUUCUCACUGGCCAGGAAGAGAAGGCCCUCUGAUUCAAUCCCACCAAAACAGCCAAAUGCAUUAUAUUGCCUCUCUGCUUGAUUCCUUGGACAAAGAUUUGCAUAGUCAGAAAAAAGAGUUCAUUCCGCCGAAAAUGACCCGCCUGGACGGAUUGCGGAGAGGCCGGUAAAGCUGGUAUGAUGCGUGUUUCGUCAUGCAAUCAGUUGAUGGCCGAUAUGGCUUCGCUGCAUCGUCUAUCUCUUGGCCGAAUACCCUUUCCGCGACCGAGGAUCUAAACCACGUCGGAGAGACGUUGAGACCUUAAAAGUUGCUCGCCGUUGGCAAU